Messenger RNA from Cornus florida, 1866 nucleotides. Its product is annotated as UPF0481 protein At3g47200-like. The coding region runs from base 101 to 1618 and encodes 505 amino acids. Lineage: Eukaryota; Viridiplantae; Streptophyta; Magnoliopsida; Cornales; Cornaceae. The record is from RefSeq and is a predicted model, not a curated record. The transcript has 2 exons.
CCUCUUUUUGUUCAACUCCAGUGUUCUUCCUUCUAAUUUCUGCAGCUUGAAUUGGGAAAUUAGUGGAAGUGCGUCCAGCUGAGUCUAUUAAGGAACAAGAAUGGCAAAAAUUGAUGAGUUAAGCAACAUUAAUUGGGCAAAGAGCAGAAAAGAAAUUGGGCAAUCCAGUAGUAGUAUUGAAAUCAAAGAAGAUGAUUGGAUAAUAUCCAUAAUGAAAGAGAGACCCAAUGUUUCAUCUUCAAACAAGCAGUAUUUACCUAAGGUUCCAGCAGAAUUAAGGAAGAAGGAGCAGAAUAAGGGAUUCUUUGAUCCCACAAUCCUGUCAAUUGGUCCGUACCACCAUGGCAAGCCAGAGGUGGAAGAAGCGGAGAAGUUGAAGACCAAUGUGGCACGUACAUUUAUAGCUGAGAGCAACCGAGAACCCCAUGAAUUCUAUAACAACAUCCUAAAGGUGGUGAGCGAUGCUAGGAAGUGCUACCUUCCAGGCUCAACAGAUGCAUACGACGACGAAGCAUUCGCCCAUAUGAUGUUCCUCGAUGGUUGUUUUAUUCUGCAGUACAUUCUUGCCACCAUGCAAGGUAGACAAGAUUUUUUUGUAGAAAUACGUGAUCAUAUAGGGAUAGCGGGUUGGAGUGCAAUAACUGUGGACAUUGUGUUGCUGGAAAACCAACUUCCUUUCCUAGUUCUCCAGGAAUUGAUUAACACAAAAUUCGCAGAAGAUCAAGGCAAAUUAGGGGAGCAAUUGAUCGAGAAUUACAUUGUUAUGGCGUACGGAAAUAGCAUCGAAAUGUGGAGAUUUAGGGAAAAAACUUAUAAGCAUGAGGGAGAACCACCCUUUCAUCUCCUACAACUUAUCAGGAAAAGAUUUCUCGGCAGCCAUCAUCAUCAUCAUCAUCAGACAGAAGAAGUAAUAUUUAGCAGUGAGAAACUCCAGGAUGGUCCUGCAGGUAAAGAUGACCAACGUUGUUCCUUGAGAACAAUAUUUUCCUGCCGUUCCAGAUCAAGAGGGCAUGAGGAAACCAAGCCUAAGGACCCAAUCAAGGAUAUUUUUAGUUACUCAUUUCGUUCCGCCACAGAACUUAAAGCAAAGGGUAUACAUUUCAAGCCUAGCUCCACAUCUUUUUUGAGCGACUUCACUUUCACUUCUCAUUUUGGCUACGGAGUGCUCACACUCCCUCAACUCAUAUUUGGCUGGGGACGCAAGCACUUACUUCUAAACAUGAUGGCCUAUGAAUUGGCCCCCUCUGAGGUCACUGAAACUAAGGUAUGCAAUUACAUAUAUUUUAUGAAUUCACUCAUAAAUGGAGCUGAUGACGUGAUGGAGUUGCGAACACACAACAUCAUUCAUAACUUCUACGGCACUGAUGAAGAAGUCGCAAAAGCAUUCAACUCCAUGGCUACAGGGUAUUCAUAUCUUUCCUUCCAAGGCCCUAUUAAAGAUGUCAGUGACCGAAUACAAGAGCAUUACAGUAGCACCAUGAAGACUUGGACCGCUCAACUAUUGCAUGACUAUUUUACGAGUCCCUGGUCUGUUAUUGCUUUCCUUGCCGCAACUUUCGCACUGCUCUUGACAGCCCUUCAAACAUACUUCCAAAUUUCUCCUCAUUCUUCAAAGUAAAGGUUUAAUGGACCAAGUGAGAGUUGGGCUCACCCAACCUGUACUACUGCUGUUCCUCAACAUGUAUAGAGAGAGGUUCAUCCAAGUUUCUACGUAUUUUAUUUGUGUGUGUUUAAUUAUUUGUGUGUUUGAAUGUGAGAACUCACUUCUAUGUGUAAUUUUUUUUUUCUCUAUUGGUUUGCUUUUGGGAUGUUUAAAUGUGAUUGCGUUUUUAAAGAUGAUUGAAUAAAGAAGUGUGUGUUGCAGUA